GGUUGAUUAAAAUUCCAACCGUGCUCGCUGUACUGAAAAGACCGGAAUAGAGAAAAAGGACACCCUCCACGUAAGAGGAAGGAAGAAGGACGGCGAGAGGGAGAGAGAGAGAGGAGAAAGAGAGAGAUUGCAGCGGUAACGGAGAAGGGGAGAGGGGGGGGGGAGAAGAAGAGAGCCGUCGUCGGAGAGAAGCCGACGGGGGUAUUGACACAUGGCCACGCUUCAGACAUGGAGAAAGGCUUACGGCGCUAUCAAAGACUCCACCAAAGUGGGCCUCGCUAAAGUUAAUAGUGAAUAUAAGGAUGUCGAUGUUGCGAUCGUCAAAGCCACGAAUCACGUCGAAUGCCCGCCGAAGGAGAGACAUCUCAGGAAAAUCUUGGCGGUCACAUCAGUGAUGCGGCCUAGGGCAGAUGUUGCGUACUGCAUACGUGCCCUUGCAAGGCGGUUGGCAAAGACCCACAACUGGACGGUGGCAUUGAAAACGUUGAUAGUUAUCCAUAGAACCUUGAGGGAGGGUGAUCCUACUUUCCGGGAAGAGCUCCUGAACUACUCACAGAGGGGGCACAUUCUCCAGCUAUCUAACUUCAAAGAUGAUUCAAGCCCCAUUGCUUGGGAUUGCUCUGCAUGGGUUCGUACAUAUGCACUGUUUUUGGAAGAAAGAUUAGAAUGCUUUAGGAUUUUGAAAUACGAUAUUGAGGCUGAGCGUCUCCCAAGACCUGCCCAAGGAGAAGACAAGGGCUACAGUAGAACCAGGGAUUUGCACAGUGAAGAACUGUUGGAGCAAUUGCCAGCUUUGCAACAGCUGCUGCAUCGUCUUGUUGGAUGCCGGCCAGAAGGAGCAGCUGUUGGCAAUUAUGUGAUACAAUAUGCCCUUGCUUUGGUACUGAAGGAGAGUUUUAAAGUUUAUUGUGCUGUUAAUGAUGGGAUUAUCAAUCUCGUUGAUAAGUUCUUUGAAAUGCCAAGACAUGAAGCCGUGAAAGCUCUUGAAAUCUAUAAACGAGCUGGCCAACAGGCUGGGGGUCUUUCUGAUUUCUAUGAAAUUUGCAGGGGACUGGAACUUGCAAGGAAUUUCCAGUUUCCAGCAUUGAGAGAGCCUCCACAGUCAUUUCUUGCAACCAUGGAAGAAUAUAUUAAAGAUGCACCACGCAUGGUUUCAGGUCCAAGGGAAGCACUGGAACUACCAGAGAGACUCCUUCUGACAUACAAACCAGAAGAAGAAUCUUCUCCUACUUCUGCUGAUAAACCUUCUGUAGAUAACCCAAAGCCACUGCCUUCUGAUGAUGUUGCUCCUUCUGGCACUGAUGCUCCUCCUCCUGACAUUGUGGAUAAUGGAGAUUUACUGGGAUUAAAUGCUACAAGUCCUGAUGCUUCUGUAAUAGAGGAAAGCAAUGCUUUAGCUCUUGCUAUUGUCCCAUCUACUGACCAUGCGUCCCAUGACAAUGGUACUGUGCAAACCAAAGAUUUUGAUCCUUCUGGAUGGGAACUUGCUCUUGUUACUACUCCAAGUAGCAACAUUUCUUCAGUUACUGAAAGGCAAUUGGCUGGUGGAUUGGACACACUUACUCUCAACAGUUUGUAUGACGAAGGUGCAUAUAGAGCAGCGCAGAAGCCUGUUUAUGGAGCACCAACCCCAAACCCAUUCGAGGUACAGGAUCCAUUUGCAUUGUCGAACAAUGUGGUUCCCCCUCCAGCUGUUCAAAUGGCUGCAAUGUCUCAACAGCAAUCAAAUCCCUUCAUACACUAUCAGCCUAACUAUCAACCACAGCAACAACGGAAUUUAAUUAUGGGCGCAUCAAAUCCUUUUGGCGAUACCGGUUUUGGGGCUUUUCCUGUGAACCCUGCUCUUCAUCCCCAGAAUACUAACCCAUUUGGAAGCACAAGCCUUCUAUAGUUUCAUUGCUGGAUGCCUAUAUUGUAAUCUACCGCCGCCCUUUAUUGGGGCAUAAUUGCAGAUGAGCUUUGGUGUUUCUGUAUUCUAUCCACGUCAUUGGAAUUUGGACUAGAAAACAAGUCAUGAUUUGUGGAAUGUAGAGAAAAGAUGUAAGAUUCAGAAUUUCUAGUUUGAUACAUUGUCAUCAUGUUGUAAAGUGAACUCUUGUCAAUCUCUUUAUUCUUGCCUUGUCCAAAUAUAGAUAUAAACUCUGAAGGGUAACAAUUUUGUUUGAUACAUUGAACCAUGGUGCUAGACUGACAAGCCAAAUCUUUUUGGUUGCAAAGAAGGCCAUGUAGGAGCUAUGCUUGCCGCCUGGUCUCUGCGGUAUUUGCUUUCUUGGUGAAUUUGUUGUGUAUAUUGUAUUAAAUGAUACCAGGAUGAGUGCUCUUGAUUCA
This is a messenger RNA of Nelumbo nucifera (sacred lotus), 2328 nucleotides long. Its product is annotated as putative clathrin assembly protein At2g01600. Gene Ontology annotation, molecular function: phosphatidylinositol-4,5-bisphosphate binding; 1-phosphatidylinositol binding; SNARE binding. Gene Ontology annotation, biological process: clathrin coat assembly; vesicle budding from membrane; clathrin-dependent endocytosis. The record is from RefSeq and is a predicted model, not a curated record. Gene Ontology annotation, cellular component: clathrin-coated pit; clathrin-coated vesicle. Lineage: Eukaryota; Viridiplantae; Streptophyta; Magnoliopsida; Proteales; Nelumbonaceae.